CCAGCGAACAAACAGCAAACAAAACCGAACAAUAUGUGCACAAUGCCAGCAGCAAGCACAGAUGCAUCCGGCUUUGGCUCCGGCGAUGCAUCAACUGACCUCAACGCAGCAAGGAGCCACUCCUGCUCCUCCUCGUCCCCGUCCUGCCACCAAGGACACCAAGGACACCGCUUAAACUUGCGCAUAUUUAAACUUUUGAUUAGCUGCUGCCUGCUAAUGCUGUGCAUUUACCCAAACGCCUGGCACUUGUCCAUCGGCCCCAGAUCGGGAUCCAUCUGGGCCUCGGCCGACAGCAUCAAGGGACGCGGCGAUGCCCAUCGCCUGGACGAGAUGGGCUCCCACUCGCACACCUCCCACACGUCCUCGUCCCUGCCGUCCUCCUGGCUCACCCAGAGCAAUAACCAUGCAAAUAUAUCCGAGCUGCUGGAUAAUCUGCUGCGCGGCUAUGACAAUAGCAUACGGCCGGAUUUCGGUGGACCUCCAGCAACAGUGGAAGUGGAUAUAAUGGUUCGCAGCAUGGGACCAAUAUCAGAGGUCGACAUGACCUACUCGAUGGACUGUUAUUUUCGGCAAUCCUGGGUGGAUAAACGUCUCGCAUUCGAGGGGGCCCAGGAUACGCUGGCACUGAGCGUCUCGAUGUUGGCCCGGAUUUGGAAGCCGGAUACGUACUUUUACAACGGCAAGCAGAGCUAUUUGCACACGAUUACCACGCCGAAUAAGUUUGUGAGGAUCUAUCAGAACGGACGCGUUCUGUACUCCAGCCGUCUGACAAUUAAAGCCGGCUGCCCGAUGAAUCUCGCCGACUUUCCCAUGGAUAUACAAAAGUGUCCCCUGAAAUUCGGUUCAUUUGGCUACACCACGUCCGAUGUCAUCUACCGCUGGAACAAAGAGCGACCCCCAGUCGCCAUCGCCGAGGACAUGAAGCUGUCCCAAUUCGAUUUGGUCGAUUGUCCGGCUGGGAAUUUAACGGACAUUGUGUACAAGGCGGCGGCUCCACGGCCGCAACGUCGGCCGUUCAGCAACAAGGACCCACCGCGACCCACCAGCAAGGUGCUGACCACUUUCGCCGGUCCGGCGGCAAAGAAUCAGCAUGUCCGCGGCACAGGACUCAAACUGGACAAAGGUGCCUUUGGCACAGGACGAGAUGCAACCGGAGGAGCGGGGUCCACAACCGGAUUGAGUGGCACCAUUACCCUGGAGACCAAUCAUCCAUCCGAAUACUCGAUGCUGAUGGUGAACUUCCACCUGCAGCGCCACAUGGGCAACUUCCUGAUCCAGGUGUACGGUCCGUGCUGCCUGCUGGUGGUCCUCAGCUGGGUGUCCUUCUGGCUGAACCGCGAGGCUACCGCCGAUCGGGUUUCGCUCGGCAUCACCACCGUGCUGACGAUGACCUUCCUCGGGCUGGAGGCUCGCACGGAUCUGCCCAAGGUUUCCUAUCCCACGGCGCUGGACUUCUUCGUGUUCCUCUCGUUCGGCUUCAUCUUCGCCACCAUCCUGCAGUUCGCAGUGGUGCACUACUACACCAAGUACGGCUCGGGGGAGUGCUACUUCAUUAUCGAGGAGCUGGACUCGGAUUCCGGUGAGUCGGAGACGGAGCCACUGACCUCCGAUUACAGGGGCAGCACCGAGUCCAAGAUCUACGAGGUCAUUCCGCUCUCGAUGUGCGCCAUCAGCAUGCCGCCGCCGCCCAAUCGACUGGGCAUGCUCACCUCCAGGAGUCGGGGACCGCGGAACAGGCGACACGGUCUGUGGAGCAUGAAGCUCCUGGGUCUCUUCGACUGGCGGCGCCGAAGAAAGCCGUCCCGCGGCGACUCCGAUGAGGAGGAGGACGACGAGCAGACGCAGCUGAGGGCCAACGAGGCACCGAGCACAUCGGCGGCAGCUGCAGCGGCACAGGCUGCUGCACAGGCGGCUCGGAUUAGUCCUUCCAGCGGAGGAGGUGGUCGCCGCAGGAUGUCCUACUACCGACGCGAGGAGAUGGAGGCUCGGAGGAAGGGCAAACGAACCCCGCAGUACAACUCCGUGUCGAAGAUCGAUCGCGCCUCGCGGAUCGUCUUCCCGCUGCUCUUCAUCCUGAUCAACGUGUUCUACUGGUACGGCUACUUGUCGCGGAGCUCCCGGAUCUUGGCCAACACGCCGGAUGCGAGCACCUGA
Molecule: messenger RNA, 2154 nt
Organism: Drosophila takahashii
Lineage: Eukaryota; Metazoa; Arthropoda; Insecta; Diptera; Drosophilidae
Gene: Grd
Product: Glycine receptor
Biological process (GO): chemical synaptic transmission; nervous system process; signal transduction
Cellular component (GO): plasma membrane; neuron projection; synapse
Molecular function (GO): chloride channel activity; extracellular ligand-gated monoatomic ion channel activity; GABA-A receptor activity
Source: RefSeq, a predicted model, not a curated record